GCAAUCUCCAGUUUCAGUCGAGCCCACCCUAGCACAAUCAAAAGUGUCAUUCACUUUAACAUUCCUUGGUGGUCGAUGCAAUGCGCCGUUGCCGGAGAAACAGAGAAAUCCCUAAUAGCCUGAAACUCCCGGCGGAAACAUUUUGUUUCUUCAAGAUCAUUCUCCAUGCCAAUAUUCGAUAUCAACGGCUAAGGAUUCCUGUAAAGUUUAUCAGGGAAUUCAGAGACGAACUUUCCAACAUUGCAGUUCUCCAGGUUCCCAGUGGUAAAAUCUGGUCUAUAGGAUUAAGGAAAUGCAAUGAGAUGGUUUGGUUUGAUACAGGCUGGCAGGAAUUUGUAGAAUAUUAUUCUAUACUCGAGAAUUACUUUUUAGUUUUCAGAUACGAUGGGAAUUCAAAGUUCUAUGUUUCUAUAUUUGAUACAACGACUUGCGAGAUAGAAUAUCCAUGUGAUACUAUGGAUUUUGAAGAAAACAAUCCUAAUGGUGGAUGUAAAAUUGAGGAAAUCGAAGAGCAGUCCUGUAAAGAAAUCUUUGAUGUUCCUCCAAGGCGAAGCCACACUACUGCUGCUUCAAGAAAGAUGAUGAGUGAUGAACUAGAAGAGCAACAGAUUUUGAAAAGUAGAGGUAAUCCAUCAUCUCCAUGUAUUACAUACUCUUGGCCCAUAUAAUGCAGUUUGAUGAGUUGCAAACUAUUUCACAUAAUUUGGGCUACAAAUACGCAGAAAGAAGUAGUUUGAGGCUG
Messenger RNA from Telopea speciosissima, 742 nucleotides. RefSeq names its product B3 domain-containing transcription factor VRN1-like. The record is from RefSeq and is a predicted model, not a curated record. Bases 81 to 668 code for a protein of 195 amino acids. Gene Ontology annotation, molecular function: DNA binding. Lineage: Eukaryota; Viridiplantae; Streptophyta; Magnoliopsida; Proteales; Proteaceae. The transcript is spliced from 2 exons.